AUGACCGACUCGAAGUUGAGUAGGGCAGACGCCCCGCAACCUGGCGGUGCGCCGCUCGUGGCGUAUGACGAACUUGCGCGGCACACUUCACGAGACAGUCUCUGGGUGCUCGUCGGCGAUGUUGUGUACGAUGUCACAGGACUCUUGGACUCGCAUCCAGGAGGAACGGGUCCACUCCUGAAAUGGGCCGGCAAGAAUGCGACGAAGGCCUUCGCGCCGAUACAUCCGCCGGGGACACUCGAGACUUUACCCCGCGAAGCGACAAUAGGGAAAAUCGACCAGGCCACGAUUCCCCGUGCAGUGGAGGAGAUGACGCCCGAGGAGAAGAAGAUGAAGGCCGCGCGGGAUGCACUGCCGCCUGUACAGGCUGUUCUGAAUCUUGCCGAGAUUGAGGCUUUAGCAGAGGGCGUCCUUAGCGCAACAGCAUGGGGUUACUACCGAUCGGCGGGCGACGACGAGAAUACUUUCGACGAAAACAGAAGGUCGUUCAAGCAAUGGUGGUUCCGACCACGCGUUCUUCAUAAGAUAACGAACACGGACACGACUUGUCGUAUCUUCGGGCAUGCAUCUCUCUUGCCCAUCUGGGCUGCUCCUGCAGCGCUUGCUCGCUUGGGACAUCCAGACGGGGAGAUGAACAUCGUGCGCGCGGCCGGGAAGGAGGGUAUCGUCUACAGCAUUUCUAGCAAUGCGAGUUGCUCUACAGAAGAGAUCAUGAGCGCGAGGCAGCCCGGCCAGAACCUUGUCUUCCAGUUAUACGUGAACAGGGAUCGUGCGGCAACGACUGCACAGCUGCCAAAGUUAAGGAGUCAGGGAUAUAGCGCGCUCAUGGUUACCGUCGACGCGGCCGUCGCGGGCAAUCGCGAACGCGAUCAGCGUGCCAAGGGUGGCGAAUUUGUAGGUCCUGCGCGGGGAAAGAGUGACGCUGGUGGUGGCGCGGGUGUCGCUCUCGCCAUCAGUGGGUAUCAGGAUCCGGACGUGGCCUGGGAGGACAUCCCAUGGAUACAAAGCCUGACAGACCUUCCGAUCUAUGUGAAGGGCAUCCAGUGCGUAGAGGAUGCUGCUACGGCACUCGAGGUGUACAAAGUGCAGGGGAUCAUUCUCUCGAACCACGGGGGGCGGUCACUGGACUACGCGCCGCCCCCGAUGGCGAUCUUGCAAGAGCUGAGAGCGGAGAGGCCUGAGCUUCUCGACCGGCACGAGGUGCACAUCGACGGAGGCGUCACGCGCGGGACGGACGUGCUCAAGGCGCUUUGCCUGGGCGCACGGGGUGUCGGGUUAGGGCGAGCGUUCCUGUACGGCAAUGCACUCUGGGGCGAGGAGGGCUGCCGGCGGACGAUCGAGAUCAUGCGGAAUGAGAUCAUAACAGGGAUGCGGCUGAUGGGAGUGACUAGAAUUGAGCAGCUGCGGCCCGAAUUGGUACGCUGGGCGAUGAACUCGCUCAGCUACCUGUCCCGGCAACUGGAUGUGCUGGCCACCAAGUCGGCGCCGAACACCCCGCGGUCCGAGCUGCCGCCGCCGUUGGCGAGCUCGAGCUCGAGCGGUGGCGACGGUGGCCAAGCGCGCAAGCCUACCUGGUCGCUCAAAUCGCUCGUCGCGCCGCCCGCACCGCGCCGCUCGCUGUCUUCCCCGGCCCUCAUCGCCACGCGCGCGAAGGACCCUCCCCCGCCGUUGAAACCGGCGCCACGGCGACCAUCAGCCCGGCGGUCAUCACUUCGGACAAAGGCGACGUCACAGGCGGGCGGCAGCGUGGCACGGCGCAUGCUCCUCGUCCGUGUGAUUGUCCUCGUCUGGCAGGCGAUGUGCGCCGCCGUGGAGACGCUCGGCGGGGCGCUGACCAUGCGAUGGCUCUGGGCCGCUCGCGCCAACGAACCAACAUGCGCGGAGGAGAAGAAACCGCUGCUGGCGGACAAAGAAGGGCUGCCCGUCCCGCCCUUUGUCGUGCGCUCGCCCACGGACCCCUCCAUCCCCGUCGUGAACGCCGCAGAACGCGCGCACAUCCACCUCUUCUCCCCAGAGACCGCACAGGCCCGCGUCUCUCGCACUCCCUCGCCAAACUCCGCGUCCGGCCUGCCCAUACCCCCACGCCGCACCCCGUUUCAUCUCCCAAAGACCCUCGUACUCGACCUCGACGAGACCCUCAUACACAGCACAUCCCGGCCCCUGCCCUCUUUCAACUCUGGUUUACUCGGCUUAUCUCUCGGUCGUCGAGACCGGCCGCACCACGAGGUCGAGGUCACCCUGGGCGGACGCAGCACGACAUACCACGUCUAUAAGCGCCCGUUCGUGGACUACUUCUUGCGAAAGGUCUCCUCUUGGUACACGCUCGUCAUCUUCACCGCAAGUAUGCAGGAGUAUGCGGAUCCGGUAAUCGACUGGCUCGACGCAGGAACCGGCAUCUUAUCGAGGAGACUAUUCCGCGAGUCGUGCACGCAGCUUCCCAACGGCUCCUACUCCAAGGACUUGUCAAUCGUGGAGGCGGACCUCGCUCGCGUGGCUCUACUGGACAAUUCGCCUAUAUCUUAUAGCAUCAAUGAGACUAACGGCAUCCCAAUAGAGGGUUGGACCCACGACCCACACGACGAGGCGUUAUUGGACCUGUUGCCCAUUCUCGACUCGCUGCGUUUCACGAGCGACGUUCGACGCGUGCUUGGCCUCCGCGGCUUCAGCAUUGCAUAG
Peniophora sp. CBMAI 1063 is the source of this 2676-nucleotide messenger RNA. The record is from the annotation of a GenBank genome assembly. NCBI's taxonomy places the organism in Eukaryota, Fungi, Basidiomycota, Agaricomycetes, Russulales, Peniophoraceae.